GUCAGUCCUCCUGUUACCACCGAGGAGAGAGGAGGUCUGUUGCGAAGCGGCGGCAGAGACACGCAGUUUACCAUCAAGAAGGAAACUGAGGAUUCUUGCUUCUUUGAACAUCAGUGAGAGAGAAAAAGGUCUCCGGAAUCACACACUCACGCCCGGUCUGCCCUUCUUUGCCUACGCACUCGUCCACCUAGGCUGCUCUCUGUCUGUUGCCGGGCCAAGACUAUUGUUGACGCGGAGGAGCGGAGGGUCGAGGCGAUGGCAAGCCAGCUGGAUGGUGUCUUAAGCCAGCUGGGAACCGGGAAGUGGAACCUGGUGCACUUCACGGCUCUGGCUUACUGCGUGUCACUGCCCUGCUACCACACCUUGGCGGGGCCCUUCCUCGCUCCGAAAGUUGACUACCAGUGUCUACCCGGCUCCUCAGACCCCUCAGUCCCUCUGGCCUCCCACAUCACCACGCAGGACUCGUGCAGCUACUAUGUGAAGGAUCCCUCCAGAGAAGAGCCACUGGAGCGACCCUGCAAACGAUGGUCCUUCGACAACUCCACCUUCGUCUCCACCGUCACGUCAGAGUUCGGGCUCGUGUGCGGGAUGGAGUACCUGCGCGCUGCCUACACCAGUAUUUACAUGUUGGGCGUUAUGGUGGGCGCACCUUUCAACGGAUUCCUGGCAGAUAAGUACGGUAGGCGGCCAACUAUCACCAUCGGCUCCGUGGUGUACGCGGUGGUGGCCCUAGCGUCCUGCUGGCUGCCGUCCCUCGUCUCCGUGCUCAUCUCCCGCUUCCUGCUGGGCACGCUGCACGCCACCAUCCUCAAGACGGGAUAUAUUCUCGCCAUGGAAGUGUCGUCGCCGAGGGUGAGGCCUGUGCUGGGCAUCGUGCUGUUCCUGCCGUGGGCGCUGGGCACCAUGGCUUGGGGCGGCGCGGCGUAUCUGUUGAGGAGCUGGCGGUGGCUGCAGCUGUCCGUGUCCCUGCUGUUCCUGUUCUUCCUGCCGGCGCUGCUGCUGCUGGACGAGUCCCCGCGGUGGCUUGCGGUGCGCGGUUACCACACCCAUGCCCUCGCCGUGCUGCAGAGAGCCGCCCGAUGGAACCGUGUCGCCUUGCCGCCCCGCCACCGCCUGCUGCAGAUCAUCAAGGACAGCCAGGAUGAGGGCAAUGCAUCGUCCCAGGGGCGAGGCCUCAGGCCUUGCAGGAGUCAGUCGCUGCUGGACACCUACCUGUGCCAGAUGUUCAUCCUCCUCCGGACGCCGCGGCUGAGGGUGAUCACGCUGGGCAUGUUUUUCGACUACCUGGUGGUGGGCAUGGUAUACUUCGGGCUAUCGCUGAGCGGGGACCACCUAAGCAGCAAUCCUUUCCUGUACAUGGUACUGACGGGCCUGGUGGAGGUGCCCGCCUACACCCUCAUGGUGCCCGUCGUCACCAACUACGGCAGGAGGAGCACCACUAUUGUAUUCUUCCUCUUCAGCGGCGUCAUGCUUCUCCUCCUGCCCUUCAUCCCUAACGGGUGCGGAUGGGUGGCCGUGACCCUGGCGCUAGUGGGCAAGAUGUCCAUCUCUUCGGCGUUCCAGGUACUGACUCUGUACAGCUCCGAGCUCUUCCCGACGGAGGUGAGGACGCGCGGCACCAGCACGGCCUUCAUGAUGUCCCGCGUGGGCUCCAUGACUUCGCCCUUCAUCACAGAGCUCUUGGGCUCCACCAGCUCGUGGACGCCUUCCGUGGUGUUUGGGGUGGCGUCACUGCUGGCGGGCGUGGUGUCGAUGGUGCUGCCCGAGACUGGGGACACCUCGCUGCCGGACACCAUCAAGCAGCUGGAGGAGAGAGGCACCGUGGAAGGGUACAGGAAGCUGCUGUGGGUGAUGGCGGCUGAUGUGUCCAGCGGAUGGCCGUGCGGUAGGCGUGGGGAGGCCGCCUCUCGGGAACCCGCCCUCCUGAACUCCACACACCUCCCCACCCAUUCCCUCCACGCCACGCACAUCCCCUUCCAUCCACUCCACCCAGUUUAUCCAUCUGCACAUUCCAACGAUCCACCGGCGUAUUGUAGUUUCGAGCCCAUUAAUUCCAGACACUCCAUCCCUGCAUCCACCCACACAUCCACUCCAUCCGCCUUGCCCGCUGACGACGAGAAAUCGCCCACCGUAUGAGCAUUGCAGGUUCUUGAUCACCCCCUGCACGCCGCUAAGUGUUCUUGUAUACGUGAUAUAAAAUUUUGUUGGGUCUCCUUACUCUCAUUUCAAGCUUCAAGACGAGAGGUAAACUGAGUAUCAUAAAUAUGCUUGAGAUACCGUGAUCGUGCCGCCUGUGUCUCUGGGCAUUAGGAUCCUUCCCUUCACUUGCUGCAGUAAGAUGUGAACCAACUCAAUAUAUAUAUACCAUAUUCAAGGCUAUAAGUCAAGACACCUCCUGCACAUUCGAGAUAGCAGACACAUUUUUCUGUAAUUCUCUAGCGAUGCAAGCAGUGGAGUCGCCUCACUUGUGCCUUGCUGGCCUCACUCGCCGGAAAAAAAUAAAAUAAAAUAAAUAAAUAAAUAAAUGAAUAAAUAAAUUAAAAUCAUAGAGAAAUGGGUCGGCCAAACUCAAAAGGAAACUUGGUAAUAUUCAAGUUAGUACCUUCAUCAAAGUUUAAUUAUUGCAAAGCUCUGAAGACCCGACACUGCGGACGUGACCAAAUGUAUUAAGUCUUUGUAGUCUUGACCUGCAUUUAUCAUAAUCACACCUGUCACGAAUAA
Molecule: messenger RNA, 2721 nt
Organism: Scylla paramamosain (green mud crab)
Lineage: Eukaryota; Metazoa; Arthropoda; Malacostraca; Decapoda; Portunidae
Product: organic cation transporter protein-like
Exons: 14
Coding region: 256-2136 (626 amino acids)
Biological process (GO): transmembrane transport
Cellular component (GO): membrane
Molecular function (GO): transmembrane transporter activity
Source: RefSeq, a predicted model, not a curated record